This is a messenger RNA of Linnemannia hyalina, 261 nucleotides long. The record is from the annotation of a GenBank genome assembly. NCBI's taxonomy places the organism in Eukaryota, Fungi, Mortierellomycota, Mortierellomycetes, Mortierellales, Mortierellaceae.
AUGCCAUGCUCAGAGCCCGAUACCGGAAAACAAUUUGCCAAGAGGCCUCAAGUCGUGGUUGUCAUACGUUCCACAAUCGAUACUCAGGUCGCCAAUGCAACCGCCCGCACCACGACUCUCUCUAGUCACUGCAAGACUGUUGUGCUUGGGAUACGUCACCGGGCCACCGAGGCCAUCAACAUCACCAACACCACCUAUACCGCCGAUACCACCAACGCCACCAAUACCACAAGCACCGAGAUUCUCAGUGAAGUCGACUAG